Rhinichthys klamathensis goyatoka is the source of this 686-nucleotide messenger RNA. Its product is annotated as CMRF35-like molecule 7. NCBI's taxonomy places the organism in Eukaryota, Metazoa, Chordata, Actinopteri, Cypriniformes, Leuciscidae. The record is from RefSeq and is a predicted model, not a curated record. The coding region runs from base 189 to 551 and encodes 120 amino acids. The transcript is spliced from 2 exons.
UUCACGCCUAACGCCGCAUGUGAAACACAGAGAUCACAGAUUCUCAUCACGUGAGAUGAGCAACAAGCGUAUUAUUUUACUCUCCACCGACAGAUGAGAGCAGUAUUAUUGCUGUUUGAGUUUCAGAGAGUCGUGUGAGGAACUACUGAGAGUUUCAGACUGAUUUUCUGAACUGAACUGAUGAAGAAAUGAAGUUUCCACUGAUAGUUUGUGUGUUUCUGCUGACGGUGAGCAGUUCACUGUCUGUGGACAUUACAGAGAGAGGAACAGAGAGAGAACGAGUGAGCAUUACCUGCCCUUAUCCAGAAGGAUAUGAAAACUCCUACAAAUACUUCUACAGAGGAGUUUACGGAGAGCGUGACCUUAUACUGCGAUCUGAUGGAGAGUCCUCAGUGUUCAGUGGCAGACUCUCACUGAAGGAUAAUCCUCAGACCAGAUCAUUUACAGUGACCAUCAGUGACCUGAAGAUGGACGAUGCUGGACCGUACGUCUGUGGAGCUGGAUGGAUGCACCGCCUAGAGAUCCAGCUAAAUGUGAUCAGAGGUGCCUGAUAUUCAUUAUUAAAUCUGCAGUCCGUAACUUUUGGCGCUCUAGAGGUUAAUAAACCGAAUGAAAGCUUUAGCGUAAGUUCUCCCAGGAAGACUCAAUUGUUACGUCACUUAUUCCCUUCUCAUCCGUCCAAUCGU